CUCAGAGUAAGCCGUCAUGACUGAGACUUGAUGGACACUUGAUGACUCAAUCUUUGUUUUCCGCAUAAGAUGGCAUCAGCUACUCCUUCACCUCUAACCAGUUCGGUAGAGAAGACAAAUGGAGCCAAGCUCAGCAGACUUCUCAUCGAUGGUGGAACAACAGUCCUGAGAUGUAUUUUCGAUAGCUGUCAUCCUCCAGCAAGUCUUUCGGCUUCCUUUACUGCAAACUAUUCAACUCUGAAUACUCUCUUAAGGAAACGAAUUUUACACAGAUCACAGUGGGAUUUAUUGUUUCCUCCAAGCGGUGCUCCUCCAGACUCCCAAACAUUUGAUAUCACUCUUUUAUUCCUUCUCUUAACCAACAUUUGUGGUCUCUCCCCACCCCUCUCUGGGUGGCACACUAAACCAAUUCCAAGUGACAUCUCCCUUGAAGCAAAUCUUGCUCGCAUAAAGUUUUACCGCAAUAAAUUGUAUGGCCAUGUUACCACAACUGGUAUUGCUGAUCCAACUUUCUCAACUCUGUGGCAGGAGAUCAGUGCUGUUCUUGUUGCUCUUGGCUUACAGCAGGCAGAAAUCGAUAGAUUGAAGGCUGAGCGUUGUGGAGAGCAAGAGUUCUUAGAUGCGUUGCUUGAGUGGGCUGAUUCUGAGGAAGAUAUAAAAUCACAGCUAAAAGAAAUCCGUCGUGUCCAGACCAAGGUAUACAAAAUAGUCAGUGACGUACAUAAGACCCAGCUACAAGAUCACGAAGCUGUACAGAAAAAUAAUUCCAGGUUGGAAUACAUACGCCAGACCCAGCUGGAAGAUCACCGAACUCUUCAAGAUAGCAAAGCAAAGCUCGACGAAGCUCGUCGAACUCAGCUUGAAGACAGCAAUACAAUUCAAGAUACACAAUUAAAGGUGGACGAGGUAUACGAAAGGUUGAAGACUUUGAAAAAAGAAUUCCAGCAGAAUAUUGAUGACUUGAAAGGCGAAAGAAAGAAGCAAUGUGAUGAUGAAAUUCUAAGGAGACUCGCAAAGGUCGACACUUUGCAUGAUGUAAGGCACCAUGCAAACAGAUAUUUGAACGGGACUCGUUUGUCGAUCUUUGCCGAAGUUGAGAGCUGGUUAGGUGAUAAGGAAUGUUCGAAUCGUGUGAUGGUAAUCAGUGGAAAUGCCGGAAUGGGAAAGUCUGUUAUAUCUGCUGUCUUGUGCGAAAAGAUGCUAAAAGCUGGAAGAUUGUUAGGAAGCCAUUUUUGUAAGCAUAACAUGGAGCGCCGAAGGAAUCCGAAGGUGAUGUUACAGUCCUUAGCCUGUCAGCUGUCUGAUUCUCUGCCAGAAUACAAGGCUGCUCUCGUCGACAAGCUGUCGAGAAAUGUGGGUAAUGAGAUCAACAGUAUGGAAGUGAGAGAUUUGUUCGAAUUGCUGUUUGAGGAACCUCUUUGCGGCUUGAACGACCCUGAUUUAACCUAUCUCAUGGUAAUGGAUGGAUUGGAUGAAAGUGAAUGCCAAGGACGCAAUGACCUUUUAGACGUGAUUGCCAAUUACUUUAAGAAGCUCCCUCUUUGGAUCAGAUUUCUGAUAACAACGCGACCUGAAUUAAACAUCGCAGACAGGCUGAAGUGUUUGCAGCCCUUGCACUUGGAGCCAAGUAACGAAGAGAACUUGAGUGAUAUCCACCAUUGCUUCGAAAAAAAGCUAACUCACUUGUCGCAAUAUGGAAAUCGGGAAAUCCUGCUAAAAGAACUAGUUGCAAAGUCGGAGGGGAUCAUGCUUUAUGCUCACUACCUGGUUGAUUUUCUAAAUAACAAUGUUCCAAUGACACAUGAGCUGAUGCAAAGCACCAUGCCAGUAGGCAUUUCGUCUGUUUACCAAUGCUAUUUUGAGCGUUUGGAGAAAGAUUUACGUGAACAGUUGAAGAUCACAGAAGACCAAUUCCUGAAUUUCCUGUGCGCUGUCGCGGCUGCGCGCGAACCUUUGCCCCUAGGCUUUGUAUCAAAAUUAUUGCUGUCAGCGGGGAGUUCAUCGUCAGCUAAUCAACGGAAGCUAAGAAAAGCUAUUACAUGUAUCUCGAACCUUCUUCCCAUUGAAAAUGAGUGCAUCCACUUUUUUCACAAGUCCAUCAAAGAUUGGUUGAUUGACAGCUCAUGCUAUGGGCAUCACAAUUUUACUUUGGUCAAAACAGAAUGUCACAAUAUUCUUGCCCAACUUUGCAUUGAUGAACUUGAUGAGCUGAAGCGAAAAGGUGUCCGCAGUGCACAUUUCAGUGACACAGCAAAGUAUGCGUUACAACAUGGCGUUACACAUAUGUUUGAAUUGAGUGAGGAUGCAAGAGAAUGUAGCCUCGAAGAAGUUGUAACAAAGUAUGUGUUGGACUUGGAACUGGUGUACGCAAAGCUGUGUGUCAACUCCUCUGCGGCCUCGGAAGAUAUUGUUCGCGUUCUGAAGCGACAGCGUUUCAUAAACAGAGAUUCGUUUGACAAGUGCCAUAGAAUGAAAGAACUUAAAAGUUUGUUAUUACAAUUACGGAAACAUAACAGUAUGUUAACAGAAUUUCCUCAGGCCCUGUUUCAAAUCCUGUUGAAUGACGGAGGACGUACAUUAUCGUAUGAAGCACUAAACCUUUUGGAGACUAAAUUUCCGGAAUUCUCAUACAUGGAAUAUUUGCAUAAGAACGAUCAAGAAGAGCUUGUUCAAGCCAGAUUUCAAUGUUCAACCGAGGUAACUUGUUUAGACGUUUCACCUCAGCUAGAUUUAAUGGUUUGUCAGUGUAAAGAUGACACGAUUCACCUUUGGUCACUAGAAACUGGUAAGCUCUUAUGGACUCGUUCUCAGCCUGUUCAAGAACCCUUAGACUAUGUGUAUCUUUCAAACGCCUUUAGAUCGAUUUCACCUGAAGCAUCUGGCUGCUUAUCAUUUUACCGUUCUGUGUUGUUUCAUCCUACUGAGCAACUUGUAUUAGCAGGAAUUCUUAGUUAUGCCUAUUCUUUCGACGGAAUCCUCAAACCACUUUUUCCCUCAAGUAAGUGUUCCUUCUCAGUUUGUUCCGUGUCUUCAGGGAGAACGGCAAUAUUAACUGAUUGUCCUGGCAACCCUAAAUGUGUAAUUAUGUGGAGUCUCAUUGAUGGAUCGGAAACCAGUCGUUUCAUUGGCACCGAUGAUGUCUUAUCUUUUGCUUGGUCUCGAGAUGGGAAUCUGUUGGCAAUUUCUGAUUCUAUGGGAUGUAUAAGUUUGGUUGAUACUCUGAAUGGGUUUAAUCUUUUGGUAAAGACACAUACCUCGCACAAGAGGGGAAUGAUAAAGUUCUCCCAAGACUGUCGUUACCUUUUCGGAGCACACUUUUCCGUUCAACCGUAUCUGAAACACCAUCUUUUGUGUUUAGAGGUGAAAGUAAACGACACUGGUACUAUGUCGUUAGAUAUUGUACCCGUCAAAAUUUCCUAUGACCCCUGGGAAUACGAAUCGUGUGCCGAGUCUGGUUUCGCGCUUGGGGAUUCUAUGUGGUAUCCGUUUGAGAAAUGCCCAGCCGAUUGGUUCACGGAGUUUGCGUUGGUGCUCAAUGAACAGUGCCUGUUAAGGGGUUCACCUGUAAGUGAUGUCAUUGAAAUGUUGAGCAUCGAGGAACGAACUAAAUACAGAUAUGCAGUUUCUCAGACUGCCAUGGAGAAAGUGGUAUUUUCAGUUGAUGGAAACACUCUUUAUACAGUCACCCAUCCUACUGGAAAAACACGAACCCUUCUGGCGUGGGACGCUUUGAAUUUAACGUUAAAAGCCGAGAAAAGCGUUCAUGCUGGUUUUAGGGACAACUGUACUCUAGUUGUUGUAAGGAAAGGUGUUUUACUCACAGCCUCGGAUGGCGUUCUUGAACUGUGGAAUGCCGAGUUGUCUGAGUGUGUCCAAAGAUGGACUAAUGUAGGGUUUAUUAGGCGAGCAUUCCAUGUGACAGAAGAACGAGUUGCCUUGGAAAAGCUCAGCGGAAAGAUAGAGAGCAUUUUGGAUACAACAGAGGAGGAUAUUGCGCCAAUGACCUGUGGUGGAAAAGGUAAAUUUGUUGCUUGCAAUAGUAAAGGUCAGGUGGUAAGACUCGCCGAUAAAAACUCACUGCAGUUACUUUGUGGCGACUGUGUACUCUGGCAAACGUCGUCACCUUGUGCCUUGUUCUUCUUCCAUUACCAUGGCACUUUUUCCCCAUCCGAACGGUUGUUUGUGAUUUUGGGCAGAGCCAUACGUGGUUAUAAAUUUGAUGGAGCCGUUUUUGUCUUUGAUGCAGUUUCUGGAAAAGCAGUCCGCAUGUUACCUGCUUAUGACAACAGAAGUUAUCCUCGAGUUGAAUGCGCAUUUCUCAGUGAUGAGGAGUAUCUCAUAUCAACCAAUUAUACUCUUCGAAUGUUUAAUAUCAAGUCUGGUCAACUGCUGAGUGUGAUUGCAAUGGAAAGUAUUGUAUGGAGUGUAACAACUUCUCCUCCCAGACGUCUCGUCGCUGUUGGUCUUGAAGGUUCCAGCCGAGGAUUCAAAAUUAUGCGGGUGAAACCAGGAGAUGGACUAAGAAAGCAAUUUAAAUGAAAGCAUAAACCUCCAGGAAGGAUUCAGUCACCGGAAAACCCAGAAGAUCGCAUUUCUUUCAGAUACUCCGAUGCCCUCUGUUAGUCACCAACUUCGUCCCGGGAUAGGCCUAAGACUCACACAUGGACAACGAAUGUUUUGAUUUUUUAGAUGAACUGAAUAAGAAUAGAUUGGCAGAGAAAUGAGAUUAAAAUGAAGAAUUUUA
This is a messenger RNA of Pocillopora verrucosa, 4744 nucleotides long. The record is from RefSeq and is a predicted model, not a curated record. Lineage: Eukaryota; Metazoa; Cnidaria; Anthozoa; Scleractinia; Pocilloporidae.